UCUCGGGUCGAAGCAGUGUAGAGCACGCUGCACCCGGCGGUGCGCGACGGACAGCGUGGCCAGUGUUGUGAAGCGGCGUCGCUACAAUCUCGCCAAGAUCAGCUGGGGGGGAAAAAAAGGCAGUGAACGGUGCAAAGCAUGAAUGGUGGACUGACACUGGUCUUGAUCGUUCGGGGUCGUGCAGAAUUGUUGCGUGUCAGGGACUGCAACUGAAGGAAUGUUUGGUUGAAAGCGCGAGUGAAGUCUGAGAACUAUGGUUGAGAAGGUUCCGAGUGUGAGGUGCGACUUGUCGUCUGCUUGGAAGAACACUUAGUUGGAGGGGAAAAAAAAAGACGUACCGUCGAGCGAAGCUAAGCCCGGGGAGUGAGUGACAAUGAAGUGGGUCCGGAUAAAACGGAUUGUGCGGUUGUGGAUUUGGGUGAUGCUCGGACUGGUGUUGCUGUGCACGACGGAUGUUCAGGGUGACAUAGAAGAUCUCAGAGAAGACGAGGAGCUACCGCCGUUCUUUGCAGAAACUAUUCCGAACGUGACGGUUCCAAGGGGCAGGGAUGCCAAGAUUCCUUGCGUGGUGGACAAUCUGGGCUCGUACAGGCCAGCGUGGAUCAAAGUAGAAGACAAGGGGAUCCUUACCAUCCAUCAGCAGCUCAUCAGCCGAAAUUAUCGAAUCUCGCUGAGUACCAGUGACAAUAGGAACUUUGUGCUCCAGAUAAAAAAUGUGCAGGAGUCGGAUCGCGGUGGCUACAUGUGUCAGAUAAACACAUCGCCCAUGAUGAGCCAGAUUGGGUACCUCGAUGUGCUUGUGCCACCGGACAUCAUUGUGGAAGAGAGCAGCUCUGACGUGAUCGUACGUGAGGGAUCCAACGUGACGCUCAUCUGCAAGGCGAAGGGAUACCCACGGCCAACUAUAACCUGGAGACGGGAGGACAACGAGCCCAUCCCUAUGGGUUCCUGGAAGAACGGAAAGAAGACGCAGACUCUCGUACAAACUUACGACGGAGAGCUCCUGACCGUGACACGCGUGAGUCGGGUCCACAUGGGGGCCUACCUUUGCAUCGCUAAUAACAACGUGCCAUCACCCGUGAGUCGGAGGAUCAUGCUACAUGUUCACUUCCCGCCAGUGAUAUGGAUCCCGAUGCAGCUGGUCGGAUCUCCACCCCGUUCGAACGUGACGUUGGACUGCCACAGCGAAGCGUACCCGCCAGCCGUCAAUUAUUGGGCUAAGGACGGCCAUAAGAUCUUCCUCAACAACGACAAGUACUUGGUCAGCCUCAAAAAGACAGGCUAUAAGACACACAUGCAGCUCACAGUGCGGCAUCUACGCUUGCACGACUUCGGCGCCUACAAAUGCAUCUCGGAAAAUCUCUUGGGAUCGACAGAGGGAUCCAUCAAGCUGUACGAACUACCUGUGGAAAAGCACAGACAUGGGAGAAACGGGACCUACCAGCAGUCCACAGACAAACUGGCGCCUCAUUCACGGCAACAGCAGAGCCUCACGACACAGCAGGCUGACAAGCACCAUCCGUAUGGAAGGAAUUCCUAUAAGGAUGGAACAUACUUCGCUACUGAUGACUCCUACGCGGGUGAAGAUAUUGCUGAUGUUCCGGGUAUCGGCAAUAAUGUCGCGGGCGGCACAUCUUCCAGCGCUCAGCUAUGCUUCGUCAGUGUUGUACUUGUGUUGACGCUGCUAUUCGUCAGCGGCACGUCGUCCCACGAAAGGCGGCUCUAGUGUCCGUGCCACGACGAAGAAGUACACAUCGAACUGCAGAGAGGAAUACUACAUUUCACAGCGUCACGGACAAUGACCGAGCCAAACUGACACACAUGUGACGAUGGAAGGUGGACGGUGGUAUCGACGCAUCGUCGGGACGAUCCUUGAGAUUCGUUAAAGCUCGAACUAAAACGCUGUUCGUGGAGACAAAAAUGCUGUGCAUUGUGGGUCUCUUCGUAAGAACUCUCAGAUGGAGGUGGUUGUGGGAGGAGGUAUCGAGUGAGGUGAAUGUAGGUUACAAAAGCAAAUUCGCGAUUACACUGUGUCUGUUCAGAUUAUUAUGACGAUUUUGUCGAGGGCUGUACCAGAUAUUAUUGUUCUGGGUUAACUAUUGCUCGAAUUCUCCAAAAGAGACACCCUCCUUACAACGAGUUCAACAUGAACAAAAUUCCACAUAAACCGAAAUUCGAUAAAAGUGAAAACGACAAAAAAAUAUUGGCACUAGCUUCGGAAGCGCGGAAGCACUGCGACAGCAACAAAGAAAGGUAUUUAAGCAAACGAACCUUGGACAUGAGCACCUCCGCAGCCCUUUAGGUUAUAUGGACAAAAGCACGUAAGCUGGGUUUGCCGUACGGGCUUUUGCCGGAUCGCCGUACGCACUAAGCGGAAUUGGCUGGCACGUUCACUUAUCGGGUUCCAAACGCCUUUAUUCCGGUCGGGACAGCGUGAGACUUCGGAUAAAGCGAAGGAUAAUUCGAUUAAAAAAGCGAUUUCGUUAUAACGAGGGUUGACUGUAUGUGCUUCAUUUGGCGUUAAGUGUUACAUUAUAUGUUUGUGAUUGAAAAAAAAAAAAGAGACUGAUUGCUUUGUAUCAUCCUUACGUUGGUCUGUAUUGCGCUUCUGUUUCUUUUCUGAGAGCUGUGUUCA
Molecule: messenger RNA, 2635 nt
Organism: Ornithodoros turicata
Lineage: Eukaryota; Metazoa; Arthropoda; Arachnida; Ixodida; Argasidae
Product: lachesin-like
Exons: 10
Coding region: 374-1726 (450 amino acids)
Cellular component (GO): neuron projection
Source: RefSeq, a predicted model, not a curated record